AUGACCGAACUCACCGUACACACAUCGUUACUCUUCGAUCCGAAAUUGAAGAAAAAUCGCGAAAAUGUAUCCAUUACGGUGGAUACUGCUAGUGGUCUCAUUGUUAAAGUCUUUGAACGUGAUGAUGCGACCAUACCGUUUGCGCAGACCCUGAAUGAUGGAGAUGUCGAUUUACGCGGGAAAUAUGUGAUGCCCGGGUUAGUGGACGCCCAUACUCAUAUAUUUUUGCACUCCUACGACGAAGUUGGCGCUCUACAGCAGAAAAGAGAUGAAAGCAUGACCGAAAGAGUCGUUCGUGGAGUGAACCACUGUCGGACUGCGCUCCUUGCAGGCUACACAACAUAUAGGGAUCUGGGAUCCGAAGGAAUGCAGGAAUCAGAUGCCAACCUGCGAGAUGCCAUUGCUCGUGGAUUAACUCUGGGACCUCGACUUUUUGUCGCAACUAAAGUGCUUGCCAGCACCGGUUCGUUUGAGUGCCGCACAGAAAACAGUGCUGGUGGCCACUGUGUACCGACUAGCUGCGAUGCUGUAGACGGCGUUGAGCAAUGUCGGCAAGCUGUAAGACGGAGAAUUGCGGCCGGCGCGGAUAUCAUCAAAUUCUUUGCAGACUACAGACGAAGAAUCAUGAGAGCGCCUCCCAAGCAACAACAUCCUUACAUUCCUGGUGUCUUACACCCACCCAAAGACCCGAAUCCAGAUUAUAUGGUCUUUUCUCAAGAAGAGAUGAACAUGAUUGUUUCGGAGGCUGCAUUGGCAGGUGCCCCUGUGUCCGCACAUUGCUGCACUCUUGAAGGAGCACUUGCUGCUAUCGAGGCCGGUGCUAACACUAUCGAACACGCAUAUUUUACCACAGACGAGAUGUUUAAACAUAUGCUGGAGAAGAACGUCAUUCUUGUGCCGACGCUUGCCAUUGCGGAGAAGCUGCACACAAAACGUUUUGAUCAAAUUCUGCGCAAUGUCAAGCGUGCUCAUGAAUUUGGCGUUCGUUUAGCUUGUGGUGGAGAUACUGGAACAUAUUCACAUGGUGAUAAUGCUAGAGAACUCGAGUUGAUGAUUGAGGCUGGUAUUCCCGUGGCAGAUGUAUUGGAAUCGUGCACGGUGGGCGGUUGGGAGGACUGCGGAGGCGAUUUGUGCGGCCGACGAUUCGGGUGGUUCGAAGAGGGAACACAGGCAGAUAUUAUCGCGUUGGAUGAAGACCCUGCACAGCUCGCUGAUGCGUUGAGAAAGAUCAACUUUGUCAUGAAGGAUGCAAAGGUGUGGAAAGAUAAUGGACAGUCUCAAGGCAUCCUGUAA
Messenger RNA from Talaromyces marneffei, 1293 nucleotides. RefSeq lists its product as uncharacterized. The transcript has 3 exons. The coding region runs from base 1 to 1293 and encodes 430 amino acids. Gene Ontology annotation, molecular function: hydrolase activity, acting on carbon-nitrogen (but not peptide) bonds. NCBI's taxonomy places the organism in Eukaryota, Fungi, Ascomycota, Eurotiomycetes, Eurotiales, Trichocomaceae. The record is from RefSeq and is a predicted model, not a curated record.